AGACGCCAUGCUUCGCGCUUCCAAGUUAUGUCAAACCACCACCAGAUUAGUUAGUCAACAACGUUUCGGCUCCUUGAUAGCUAAAAUGACUCAUAACAAUGACAAAUAUGCAAAUCUGGAUUAUAUCUUUUUGACCUUUUUUUUUUUUGUUUUUUGUUUUCUUUUACAGCGUACAGAAUCAACGACUUCAUCGACAACGAAAGGUUCUGGAUCUAUUGGCAAAACUUUAUUAGGAUUGACUAUUGUGACAGGUGCUUCUUACGGUGGUGCAGUGUAUUAUGCAUUGGAAAACGAAGACUUCCGUCAAACAUUUACUAACUUUGUACCUGGUGCUACUGAAUCCGUCACAUUCUUUGAAGACUUGAAGGCCAAUAAGGAUUUACACAACUAUCGAGAUCAAGCUACACAAUAUACGAAACAAGCUGGAGAUUAUUUGUCAUUUGCCAAAGAUACUGCUACUGGUGCUUAUGAUUACGCUGUUGAUACCUAUUCAAAGUUGACUGGAGCUACUGAACCACCACGAUUGAACAACACUAAUUCAUCAUCAUCAACUACUUCUGACAAAAAAUCCACUACACCUGUUGUUACUGCUGUGAUCGAUCGUCCUCCCCCUAUUGUCGUCAAACGUGUUACUUCUGAUCAUGCUGUUGUACGUGAUUUAUCACGGGUGGUACUUGAACUUGCUUCCAUUUUGAACGAUGCUGGAUUAGCCAAUGCAGGACGUGAUAUCUUGACUCAAGCUGAAGCACAAUUACAACAAUUGAAUGAACGAUAUCAAGCUUUGGACAAGGAACAAAACGAUACAUUGAAGAAUCUAGUACAAUUGAAGAAGCAAGUGGAUACUUUAGAUAAGGAUUUGGAUCAAUUACAUAUGGACACCAAAGAAACUCUCCAUGCAACCCAUGCCGCCACAGCCAACAAAGUCAAAUCAAAAGAAACUCAACUUCAAACUGAAGCUGAAGAAACUCGGGAACAGCUCAAACAAUCAUUCUCUGAUCUUUUGGUGACCGAACUCAGUGCUCAAAAACAACAAUUGGAACGUGAACGUGCUGAAGCAUUGAUUGAACAAGCUGCUGAACUCAAGAGAUUAUUUGUUCGAGAUGUCAAGUUGUUGGUCGAACGUGAACGUGCUGGACGACUUGCCAAACUGGAUACCAUCCAUCAACGAUUCCAAGCCAUUGAAGAGUCUUCUUUACAAAACGCUGUUGCUUUGGAUCAUGCACGACAAACUCAUCAAUUGUAUGUAGCUCUUACUGCUGUACAAGACGCCGUAGAUGCUCAUUACAAACAACCUUUUGUGGAUGAAUGGGAAGCCUUACGCCAAGGUGCACAACAUGAUGACAACCUCAAAAAGAUUCUCUCCUCGGUAUCUCGGGAAACAACAGAAGAAGGUAUCGCCUCUUUGAAUGAACUGUCUGCUCGCUUUGAUGUGGUGGCUGAACAACUCCGUCGUGUAGCUCUUGUACCUGAAGAUGGUGGUUUUGGUGCUCAUAUUCUCAGUUAUAUCAUGUCCAAAUUAUUAUUCAAGAAACACGGUCUCGUUGAAGGUGAUGAUGUGGAAGCUGUUUUGGCCCGAUCCUCCUACUAUUUGCAAAAGAGUGAUUUAGAAAAUGCUGCUCGUGAAUUGAAUCAAUUACAAGGCUGGCCUAAGAAAUUGGCAUGUGGAUGGAUCCAAUCUGCUAGACAACACUUGGAAGUGAAACAAGCUUUAGAGAUUGUGGAAUCCCAUGUUGUUCUUUCUAGUUUAGUUGAUGCUUAAACCAAAAAAUACAUAUAUUAUACAUUUCUUUCCUUUCUAUUUAUUAUACGAAACAUGAUCAUCUUCUUCCUGGUUUAGACAAUCCUAUUUUAUAUAUACACAAGCAACCAAAUC
Halteromyces radiatus is the source of this 1873-nucleotide messenger RNA. Its product is annotated as mitochondrial inner membrane protein Mitofilin. Lineage: Eukaryota; Fungi; Mucoromycota; Mucoromycetes; Mucorales; Cunninghamellaceae. Gene Ontology annotation, biological process: cristae formation. Gene Ontology annotation, cellular component: MICOS complex. The record is from RefSeq and is a predicted model, not a curated record. The transcript is spliced from 4 exons. Bases 86 to 1759 code for a protein of 557 amino acids.